AAUUUCAAUUCUAGAAUAAAAUCUUAUACUUCUUCCCUCCCAAAAAUUCAAUUUACAAAAAUCUAACUUAUAUAUUGUUUAACAUUAGUGUUACAAACCCAUCUUAAAUAUCAAUUGUUUGAUGGUUCAGUGGUGGUUGAUGCUAAAUUUGGUAGGGCAGAUCGCGUGUUCGAUCCCCGCAACAAUAAUUGGGAGGAGACUGGAGCCUAUCCACCCAAAACUCGCCCCGAAUUCGGAUUAGCCAUCUAAAAUGAUGAUUAUCCCUGUGAUUAAUAUCAGAUCCUUAAGCUUUACAGCUUCAAGGGACUGGUGGUACCGGCUAACCUUCUCCCACGCAGGGCUCGAGUCGGUGUUGUCCGAUCUUGGCGAAGGAACCACCAUGCACUGUUGGGUUCCAAGGGUGUGCAAGCAAUCUAAGCCAAACCUUAUCUUGGUUCAUGGGUUUGGGGCUAAUGCUAUGUGGCAAUAUUCUGGUGUUCUUGACCAUUUUAUUCCCAAGUACAAUGUAUAUGUACCAGACCUCUUAUUCUUUGGAAGAUCCUACACCACCCAAAAGGAAAGGUCGGAAACUUUCCAAGCAAGAUGUUUGAUGAAGCUAAUGCACAUACAUGGAGUUCAAAAAGCUAGCUUUGUAGGAAUAAGCUAUGGCGGUUUCGUAGGGUAUAGCAUGGCGAACCAGUUUCCGGAAGCAGUAGAGAAGGCGGUGUUGUGUUGUACCGGGGUUUGCCUCGAAGAGAAGGACUUGAAAGAGAGGUCGUUGUUCAAGGUUCAAGACUUGGAUGAAGCUGCCAAGAUCUUAAUGCCUCAAAGUGCUAAUAAGUUGAGGGAGUUGAUGAAACUCUCCUUUGUUAAACCUCCUAAGGGAGUUCCUAAUUGGCUCUUAACCGAUUUCAUAAAUGUUAUGUGUAAAAAUUAUGUGAAUGAAAAGAGAGAAUUGCUUGAAGAAAUACUCAAGGAUAGGCAACUCACAAAAUUACCAAAGAUUCCCCAUCCAACAAUGAUAAUAUGGGGAGAACAAGAUCAAAUAUUCCCUUUGGAAUUGGGAAACCGAUUGCAACGGCACUUGGGAAGUAAUGCGCAGCUAGUGGUGAUCAAGGAAGCAGGGCAUGCAGUAAAUUUAGAGAAACCAAGGGAGUUUUUAAAACAUUUGAAAACUUUUCUACUUGAUUCUCAUAAACUUCUUCCCAAGGAUCAUGCUACUAUCUUCGACUGGUGGCAAUAAAAUAUUGAUAAUCUUUUGUACUCAAUUUUUGUGCUAAUCCUAUUUUUUAUCCCAAUUUUCUAUUACAAUAUAAAUAAAUAAAUAUAAUAUAAUAUUGUUUAGAUUA
Spinacia oleracea (spinach) is the source of this 1328-nucleotide messenger RNA. RefSeq lists its product as uncharacterized. The record is from RefSeq and is a predicted model, not a curated record. NCBI's taxonomy places the organism in Eukaryota, Viridiplantae, Streptophyta, Magnoliopsida, Caryophyllales, Amaranthaceae. Gene Ontology annotation, molecular function: catalytic activity. The coding region runs from base 251 to 1222 and encodes 323 amino acids. The transcript has 5 exons.